Candida albicans SC5314 is the source of this 195-nucleotide messenger RNA. RefSeq lists its product as uncharacterized. The transcript has a single exon. NCBI's taxonomy places the organism in Eukaryota, Fungi, Ascomycota, Pichiomycetes, Serinales, Debaryomycetaceae. Bases 1 to 195 code for a protein of 64 amino acids. The record is from RefSeq and is a predicted model, not a curated record.
AUGUCAGACUUGAAGAAAACAGAUUCCGCCAACGUAUCAAUAAAAUCCACUACUUCGACGCUAGCAAGUAUAAAAUCAAAGGCCACAAGUUUAGGUCAAAAGCUAAAGAAGAAACCUUCAUCGAAAGGUCAUAGCCCGUCUAAAAAGACCACCCAAGUAGAGGCAAUGGCUCACUAUCUAGCUAUGAAAAGUUAA